Molecule: messenger RNA, 2339 nt
Organism: Seminavis robusta
Lineage: Eukaryota; Bacillariophyta; Bacillariophyceae; Naviculales; Naviculaceae
Source: the annotation of a GenBank genome assembly
UGUCGUCAUCAAAGGUUGGUUUUCUCUCGACGAAGAAGCAUCACGACACCCCCAUCCAUGGCGUCUUCCAACGGUGCAAGGUCCACCGCAGAAAGCAUUCACAACACUAGCUAGCGCUACUAGUCUAGUACCCGGCAUAGUCAGCAUUAGAUCAUCUGAUAGCUACCUGGCUCUGGCACCCAUAACUCGAGAAACGGUAUCUUAAUUCUGCAUUUUUGUUUCGUUUGAUCAGGGCCAAAGUCAAGAUGGGCGAACCCGUCCAAGACGAAGAUCUUUGGUCGACCGUUGUCCCGCACACUUCUCGUGCAGAUCGCGGCGACAUUCGUCGUGCAUGUGAUCCGUCGGUGCAUCCUCAGUUGGGAGUGAGUGGUUGUCGAACGCUCUAUGAAGGAUUUCGCCUUGGCCAGGCCGUCAAUCCAAUGGGUCCCUGCAUGGGAUUCCGCGCGGUUAGUACAAGCGGCUUUGCCACGCCCUUUAUCUAUUCGAGCUACACGGAGUGUUUGGCGAGAAUCAAUGCCUUUGGAGCUGGAUUGGAGCGCUUGAACUUGGUGCAAAAGAACGAAGAUGGGAUCAUGGUGAUUGCCAUGUACAUGAAGAACUGCAUGGAAUUUGUGAUUGCUGAACAAGGUAUUUAUUGCAUUGGCGGUUGCACUGCUGCUCUCUAUGAUACCUUUGGACCAGCUGCUGCCCAAUUCAUUCUUGGUGAGACUGGAGCCAAGUCGGUGGUGACUACCCGAGCACAACUGCCUCGCCUUUGCGAAGCCAAGAAAUCGGGAGAGUGCCCCAUCUUUCAGUAUGCGAUUGUCGUUGACGGCGUAACACCAGCAUCUGCGCAGAUGGCCUCGGAGGCUUCCCUGGAAGUCAUCUCUUUUGCCAAAGUGGAAGCUGUAGGGGCGCAGCGCAUUGCCACAGAAGGUACCCACAAACACAAUCCACCGUCACCCAACGAUAUUGCCACAUUUUGCUACACUUCAGGGACUACUGGAAACCCCAAGGGAGCCAUGCUCACUCAUCAGAGCCUAAUUUCGGCCAUGGCGGGUAUUCCUUCCGGGAUGAUUCCCGAAAUCACGGAUCGACACUUGAGCUACAUGCCGCUGGCUCACAUUUUCGAAAGGAUUGUCAUGAACAACAUGUUCCUCUAUGGAGCCAGUGUCGGAUUUUGGCGCGGUGAUCCUCUCUUGUUGAUUGAAGAUCUGCAGGCCUGUCGGCCUACACAGAUGGCGGCUGCACCACGCGUCUUGAACAAAGUCUAUGACAAGGUCGUCGCCGGAAUGGCGGCUGCGGGUGGCAUGAAAAAGAAAAUCUUUGACGCUGGCAUUGCGACCAAGUCUGCAAACAUCAAAAUGCAUGGCCAAUUGACUCAUCCUCUGUACGACCGACUUAUCUUCAACAAGAUCAAAAAAGCCUUGGGAAUGGAUCAAAUCCGCAUCCUGAUUAGUGGCUCGGCACCAUUGGCGGAGAACGUCAUGAUGUUCUUCCGAUGCCUGCUAGGAUGCCCCGUGUUGGAGGGAUACGGUCAAACGGAGGGUUGCGCCGCAGCCACGAUAGUGCAUGUGGAAGAUAUGACUACAGUGGGACACGUGGGAGGCCCUGUGGCCAGCAUUGAGAUCGUCUUGAUGGACGUGCCCGAGAUGGGAUACCUACAUACCGACAAAAUGCACCGUGGAGAACCCUGUCGAGGUCGCGGCGAGGUUUGCAUCCGAGGACCCAGUGUUUUCAAGGGAUAUUACAAGGAUGAAACCAAAACUAAGGAGACAAUCGACGAAGAGGGGUGGCUCCACAGCGGAGACAUUGGUUUGUGGACUCCGCAAGGCGCGCUCAAAAUCGUCGACCGAAAGAAGAAUCUGUUCAAGCUUUCGCAAGGAGAGUACAUUGCUCCCGAGAAGAUUGAGAAUAUCUUGAUUAUGUCUCCGUUGAUUGGACAGUGCUUUGUUUAUGGCGACUCCUUGCAAAACUCCUUGGUUGCCAUUGUUGUCCCAGAUGAAGAACCUGUUCGUACCUGGGCUAAUAAUCAGCAAAACGACAAUCGGCUGGCUCAACUACCCUUUGAGGAGCUUUGCAAAUCAGAGACCUUGAAGGCUGCCAUGGUGGCCGAAAUCAAGAGUCUCUCCAAAAAAGGAAAUCUCAACAGCCUGGAGGUCGUCAAAGCAAUCCACUUGGAAGCUGAGCUCUUCUCCGUUGAGAACGGGCUUUUGACACCUACGUUCAAGAUGAAAAGAAAGCAAAUGAAGGACAAGUACGAACGGGAGAUUGAGCAGAUGUACGCAUCCUUGCCUCCGCCAAAGAGCAAGCUUUAAUUUAGUAGCUUUGUUUCAUAGCUAGAAAAGUCUUUGGAUAGU